Molecule: messenger RNA, 3250 nt
Organism: Sorex fumeus (smoky shrew)
Lineage: Eukaryota; Metazoa; Chordata; Mammalia; Eulipotyphla; Soricidae
Gene: BCAN
Product: brevican
Exons: 14
Coding region: 234-2933 (899 amino acids)
Biological process (GO): cell adhesion
Molecular function (GO): hyaluronic acid binding
Source: RefSeq, a predicted model, not a curated record
GUAGGGGGGGCGAAGAAAGGGGGUUUUGUGCGGCGCCCCGCGGCCCGGCGCCCCCUUCCGAGCGUCCUGCGGGCCCCGCGGCUCCCUGCGCCCGCGCAGUCCCCGCCGCAGUCCCGACUGCAGCCGCAGGACCGCGCCGCGCGCCCGGCCGAGACCCCCGGAGCCGCCGCGAACUUGGCCGAGCCGCACCCCGCCGGCCCCGCCGCCGCUAGGUCUGCCCAGCACCUUGCGGCAUGGCCCCAGGGCUCCUGUGCCUGCUGGCCACGCUGGCCCUGGCUCCACUCCCUGCCGCCUUCACUGACACACUGGAAGACAGCUCAGAGGACCGCGCGUUCCGCGUGCGCAUCGCCGGCCCUGCGCCGCUGCGGGGUGUGCUGGGCGGCGCCCUAACCAUCCCGUGCCACGUACACAUCCUGCGUCAGUCCACCAGCCGCCCGGCCCCGGGCCUGCCGCGGGUCAAGUGGACGUUCCUGGCGGGCGGCCGCGAGGCCGAGGUGCUGGUGGCGCGCGGGCUGCGCGUGAAGGUGAGCGAGGCCUACCGCUUCCGCGUGGCGCUGCCCGCCUACCCCGCGUCCCUCACCGACGUCUCCCUGGUGCUGAGCGAGCUGCGGCCCAACGACUCGGGCAUCUACCGCUGCGAGGUCCAGCAUGGCAUCGACGACAGCAGCGACGCCGUGGAGGUCAAAGUCAAAGGGGUCGUCUUCCUCUACCGCGAGGGCUCCGCCCGCUACGCCUUCUCCUUCCCCGCGGCGCAGGAAGCCUGCUCCCGCAUCGGAGCCCGCAUCGCCACCCCCGAGCAGCUGUACGCCGCCUAUCUGGGGGGCUACGAGCAGUGCGAUGCGGGCUGGCUGGCCGACCAGACCGUCAGGUACCCCAUCCAGACGCCACGAGAGGCUUGUUAUGGAGACAUGGAUGGUUUCCCUGGGGUCCGCAACUAUGGGCUGGUGGACCCCCAAGACCUCUAUGAUGUCUACUGCUAUGCCGAGGACCUAAAUGGAGAGCUGUUCCUGGGGGCACCUGAGGACAAGCUGACCCUGGAGGAGGCGCGAGAGUACUGCCGGGAGCGGGGCGCAGAGAUCGCCACCACGGGUCAGCUGUAUGCAGCCUGGGAUGAUGGCCUGGACCGCUGCAGCCCGGGCUGGCUGGCUGACGGCAGUGUGCGCUACCCCAUCGUCACGCCCAGCCAGCGCUGUGGCGGGGGCCUGCCCGGGGUCAAGACGCUCUUCCUCUUCCCCAACCAGACUGGCUUCCCCAACAAGCACAGCCGCUACAACGUCUACUGUUUCCGAGACUCUGCCCAGCCCUCUGCCCUCCCCGAGGCACCCAGCCUGGACCCUGAUGCACUGGAGACCAUUAUCACUGUGACCGAGACCCUGAAGGAGCUGCAGCUGCCCCCAGAGGCCAUGGAGAGUGAAUCCCGUGGCGCCAUCUACUCCAUCCCUAUCCCCGAGGAUGGGGCAGGUGGGAGCUCCACGCUGGAAGACCCCGCAGAGGCCCCUAGGACACUAGAGUUUGAAAGUCAAUCCCUGGCACCUCCCACGGGGUCUUCAGAAGAGGAAGGCCGAACUCUCAAGGAUGAAGAGGAGUACAAGGAGGAAGAGGAGGAUGUGGAGGACGAGGCUUUGUGGACCUGGCCUGGGGAGCCCAGCAGCCCGGACCCCAGGGUCCCCGUUCCCACCAAGCAGCCCCCCGAGGAGUGGCUGUCCCAGGCUUCCCUGCCAACCGGGGCCAGAGCAACUUUCCAGCCCGGCGCCUCACCACCUCCUAGCCAACAGCCAGAGACGGAGCCCCCGAGGGUCCUGGGACCACCCCUGGCGAUCCUGCCCACUCCCAGGAGGGGGAACCUGGCCUCCCCAGCGCCUUCUACCCCAGCUGGGGCUAGCGAGGGGGUGCAGGCGGGUGCUCCUGAGCUUUCUGGGCUCCCCAGAGGAGAGGGUGAAGAGGCAGGAAGCUCCGAGGAUGCCCUGUCCCUGCCUCCCGCCACGCGGGCCCCUGAAGGUGCCAGGGAGCUGGAGGGUCCCUCUGAAGAGAAUUCUGGAAGGACAGUCCCAGCAGGGAGCAACGGGCAGACCCAGCCAGUGCUGCCCACGGACAGCGGCAGCCGGGGCGGAGCGGCCGUGGCCCCCUCGUCAGGUGACUGUGUCCCCAGCCCCUGCCACAAUGGUGGUACAUGCUUGGAGGAGGAUGAGGGGGUCCGCUGCAUAUGCUUGCCUGGCUAUGGGGGGCACCUGUGCGAUGUUGGCCUCCGCUCCUGCAGCCCCGGCUGGGACGCCUUCCAGGGCGCCUGCUACAAGCACUUUUCCACGCGGCGGAGUUGGGAGGAGGCAGAGAGCCAGUGCCGGCAACACGGCGCGCACCUGGCCAGCAUCAGCACGCCCGAGGAGCAGGACUUCAUCAACAAUCGAUACCGAGAAUACCAGUGGAUCGGACUCAACGACAGGAUCAUCGAAGGCGAUUUCCUGUGGUCAGAUGGAGUACCCCUGCUUUAUGAGAACUGGCACCCUGGACAGCCCGAUAGCUACUUCCUGUCCGGCGAGAACUGCGUGGUCAUGGUGUGGCAUGAUGAGGGCCAGUGGAGUGACGUGCCCUGCAACUACCACCUGUCCUACACCUGCAAGAUGGGGCUGGUGUCCUGCGGGCCGCCCCCAGAGCUGCCCCUGGCCCUAGUCUUCGGCCGCCCACAGCUACGCUACGAGGUGGACACGGUGCUGCGUUACCAGUGCCAGGAGGGGCUGGCCCAGCGCAACCUGCCGCUGAUCCGCUGCCAGGAGGAUGGGCACUGGGAGACUCCCCAGAUCUCCUGUGUGCCGCGCGGCCAUGCCCGAUCACUGCCCCCUUUCAAGGCCCCAGAAAGCAAACAGAAGAAGCCACUGGGGCGCUGGAAGGUGCCGCUGACCCCUCCUUCCCGUUUGCCUCUGAGGCCCUGGGGAUGAAGUGUGGACUGCUGCAGGGGAUGCCUAGCCUGCCUCUCCUGAGCCCUCCCUGGAACCUGUGCUCUUCCCACGCAGGAAGUGACAGUCUGAGGGGGGUGCUGGAGUCCAGACAGCAGUACUUGCUGGGCUUCUGGGAAUAUCUGGGCCCUUCCCCCAUCCCUGGGACAUCAGGUUUUUCCUCAGGACCUGAGUAAGUCCAGAAGUGCCUCAACCGCCCUCUUCUUGCCAGCCGCUGAGCUGCUGUGCCCACCCUGUCUCCAUUUUUCAAAAAGAGCAUUUCAGACCCGCAGGAAAUAAAGCUGCAUUUGAGCCCAAAA